CUGUGCUGCAUAGUGACAGUGAGGGAGUGGGAGGAGGCAGGAAGGUGCUUCUACUCCGGGCUCAGAGAACUUGUGUGGCAGCAAACUGUAGUUAGGUUUGUCCGUCGUAUAUAAACUAUCUAACAAAUGUGAAGGAUAUUUUUAGGACGGGAAAGGAGUUGUGCCGGCAGUCUUGCGAUGCGGCGCUAUAUGCGCGUGCGCUUCGUGUGCUUACUGCUCGGUUUCGGCUCGGUGUUCUAUGUCUUCAUUCAACUAGCCGCUUCACUGGAUUCGCAGAACGGAUGGGUGUCGAAGAAAUCGCAACACAGAAGUACUUUACUGACUGGGGAGAAUGUCGUAGGCAGAGCGGCGGCAAGUAAAGGCCCGGUGAACCAGCAUCGGGACAGCAGGUGUGUGAAUUUGUCAGUGUCUUUCUGGAAUCCCUAUUGGAGACUGCCCUCUGGUGUUUGUGGAUUGAACUGCUUUUGGGAAUCUGCUUUUAGAUUCAUCAUAAGACGUCCUAAUUCAUCAGAUUCUGUGAAAGAGCUAGCUGAAACAAUGCACCUAGCCGUUGUUGCAUGUGGAGACAGGCUAGAGGAAACAAUGACAAUGAUCAAGUCUGCCGUGAUAUUUAGCAUAAAGUUUCUUGAAUUUCACAUAUUUGCUGAACAUGAACUUCACCUUACAUUUCAAAAAACACUUAAUACUUGGCCCUUGCAAUAUCGUUCAAAAUUUAAUUACAAAUUAUAUAAUAUAACAUUUCCUAGUGAGAAUGCUGCUGAAUGGAAGAAGCUGUUUAAACCAUGUGCAUCUCAGAGACUUUUUCUACCCAUCAUUCUUAAAGAUGUGGAUUCUUUGCUGUAUGUAGACACAGAUAUUUUGUUCCUACAACCUGUGGAUGAAAUCUGGUCUUUUCUCAAGGAAUUCAAUUCCACCCAGAUUGCUGCAAUGGCACCAGAACAUGAAGAACCUCGCAUAGGGUGGUAUAAUCGUUUUGCAAGGCAUCCAUAUUAUGGUAAAACUGGAAUAAACUCUGGAGUCAUGUUAAUGAACAUGACCCGUAUACGUGAAAAAUAUUUUAAGAAUGACAUGACCACUGCACGACUUAAAUGGGAGGAGAUUCUUAUGCCUUUACUUAAAAAGUAUAAGCUGAAUAUAACUUGGGGAGAUCAAGACUUGUUAAAUAUAAUAUUCCAUUAUAAUCCUGAGAGCCUUUUUAUAUUUCCCUGCCACUGGAAUUAUCGUCCUGAUCACUGCAUUUAUGGAAGUAAUUGCAAAACAGCAGAAGAAAAAGGGAUUUUCAUUCUUCAUGGAAAUCGUGGGGUGUAUCAUGACGAAAAACAGCCUGCAUUCAGAGCUGUUUAUGAGGCUAUAGUAAAAUACAAAUUUGGAGAUGACCCUUUUCAUUUUCUUUUGUACCCUUUGGAAAAUAAUUUGCUGCAAACAACACACACCUAUUGUGGGAGAGUGCAACACCUGUUUACAAAGCAGCUGCAAAAAAGUAUUCAAAAAAUUCAAGAUACCAUCCCUAGAGUAAGGUGAUAUUUACUUGUUUUCAGGAAUGUCAGUGCUCUUGAAAAAAGACCUUCAAACCAAGAUGUGAAAUGAACUACAGACCUCAACUAAAGUCCUCCUGAAAACGAUCAAGCAGUAAUAAACCAGCUGAUAAGUAAGGAAAAAUGUGUAUUUGCUACAUGAAGCUGUGAAUGUAACAAAUGUCAAUUUGUAAACGCACUAAUCUUGCUUUGCUGCUGGAAAACCCUGAUGUUUACAAUAGUUGUGGUCUUAUUCAAAAGCAGCUAGGAGUUUUUAAACCGUUGACAAUCUGCACAUUAAUAAUGUAUGUGUGUAAGUGUUUUGACAAUCAUUCCGUUUGUUUAAAAAUAAAUAGCAAAAAUAACAUGAAGUAGGAAAAAAUACUUUUGCAGUAAUUCAUUUAGAAUGUACAGCAUUAUAGUCAGUUUGUACUGAAGCUUCAAUCAGAUGCAUUCCUUUUUGACAUACAGACAAAAUUUGUAAUAAUUUGCAAUGCUGAAAUGGGGAAGGUAAUAUUUAGCACAUUUAUAUUUAGUCUUUUUUCCAGCAAUAUUCAUAUAUGCUUGAAUUGUAUUUUUUGUCACUCUUAAUGUGAAGAUAUUAUUUUUAAUUGGAGUAUUUUGUAGGUUUUAAAUACAUUGGAAACCUGACUUUAAAAUUUUUUUGAUGUCUUGCAACCAGUUAAAAAUAACCCUGAGUCUGAUUAACAUUUUUCAGUGUUUAUGAUUGUUUGCAGUAAAUUUAACUUGCUGCUGAUUAAACACCAAAUUUCCCAGUAUUGACCAUCUUUCACAGAUUACCAAUUUAGGAGUGUGACUCUGUUAUUUUCUAUAAUAUAUAUGUAUAUAAACAAAGCAGUGGUGUAUAUAAAAAUCUGUCAUAGAUUUCAUGUUUAUAUGUUCUUUUAUACAAAUAAUAGUUAAUAUGUAAAAUAUUUUACUUGUUUAUGUAUUAAAUAUGAGGUUUGAUGAAGUUAAGUUUGAAGUGAUUUAAAUGUUUUAAGUUGCACUAAAAUUUUUAUUUAAAAGCCUAUGUAACAAAAUGAUGUGGGGUAACAUUUUAAGUCCAUUGCUCUCAUACCAGGAUUUGUCUCAAAUAAACAUGUGGAUUAAAUGUUUUAGUGCUUAAUUUGUAGCAUAUAAUUGUACAGUAAGCACAAUGAAUAGUUUUUAAUAUAGGGAUUAAAUAAACAUUUAUCUAUAAUGAAAAAGCCAUAGCUGUGUGAUGGUUCCAGCCUUCACAUCACUUGCAGCUUGUACUGAUAUCAGUAGAAAGGAAUGUCUGAGUCAGUGAAGAGAUUAAAGGUGAGUCUUGUGUUUAAAAGUAAAUAGCAGUUAACAGCUUAAGCCAAACACUUUUACUUUUUUGCACAGUUGUGGAUAUAUCCUUAGGUUUUGUUGAUUGUGAUUUGACAGUUAAGCAUUUCUUUGUAUUUUAAUAUGAUAAAGUGGACUAAAUGUAACAUAAAUACAUUAUAGGUCAGUUUCUUGCUGUAUUAUAUGUAAUGUUCAUAAAAAUGUAAUUUCAGAUUAUUGUAUGAAAUUUUACUUAAAAGUAUUUUUCUAAUAAAUUUUGCAUUAUCUUGCCAAA
Molecule: messenger RNA, 3105 nt
Organism: Erpetoichthys calabaricus (reedfish)
Lineage: Eukaryota; Metazoa; Chordata; Cladistia; Polypteriformes; Polypteridae
Gene: gxylt1b
Product: glucoside xylosyltransferase 1b
Exons: 8
Coding region: 178-1521 (447 amino acids)
Biological process (GO): protein O-linked glycosylation via N-acetylgalactosamine
Molecular function (GO): UDP-xylosyltransferase activity
Source: RefSeq, a predicted model, not a curated record